UACAGCUGAUCUUUUGUAAUUUCUGCCUAGCGAAUUGUAAAUCUAUUGUUGCGUUGGAGAGGAAUCGGGGGGUUGUAGGAGGUAGGAGGUGGCUCGUCUUCCUCGGUCGUUCCGUUCGAUCGGCCCGUGAGAAACCGGAAGUUCAACUUGUUGUUCAGAUACACUGUGGUUUGAUCCAGGUCGCUCGAUUAUCGGGUGAUGAAUUAACGUGAAGUGUUUCAUAGACACAGUGUCUCAUAACAAUAAAGCACCGACGAAUGUUUCGACUGCAUCAACACGUGUGCCAUUCAGCUACUAAAUAAUGCAGUCAUUCUUUGGAAUGUGAACAUACUCUUCUGAAGUGAUAUCUGCAGUCUGCACCCUGUUAAAGCUGCAUAUUUCACAAAUUACUUGGACAUGGAGAACUUGAGUGCACCUCACCCAUACCAGCACCUGGAGCGGGAGCUGGUUGUGGACGGUGCCACCUUCAGGUACUUCGACUUGGCUGGCCUCAAUGACCCACGAUGUGAGCGGCUGCCGUUCUCUGUGCGCGUGCUGCUGGAGGCGGCGGUGCGCUGCUGUGACGGCGUCCAGCUGCAGCGAGCCGAUGUGGAGGCACUGCUCGACUGGCGCCGGCUCACCGACGCCGGCCAGCCCGUCCACGUGCCCUUCAAACCGGGACGCGUCAUACUGCAGGACUUCACGGGCGUGCCGGCCGUGGUGGACCUGGCCGCCAUGCGGGAGGCGGUCCGCGACCUGGGUGGCGACCCGGCCCGGGUCGGACCCAUCUGCCCGGCAGACCUGGUCAUCGACCACUCGGUCCAGGUCGACUUCUCACGGGCCGUGGGUCAGCCGACCCCUGGCCGCGCCACCCCGGCCCCCUCCUCCGGCACCAGCGGCCGGCCCGUGCACGACAUCGAGGGUGGUGCCGGCUCGGGUCGGUCGGCGUUCGCGCGCCGCGCGCAGGCCCGUGUCAGGAAGCCGGUGCGCGCCUCCUCUGCCACUGCCUCCUCCCCGUCCGCCGGUGCGCCGGCCGCGCCUCCUCCUGAGGCCGCCCCGGCCGCGGCACCGGAGCCGGCAACGGCAGCAGACCCCGCGCCGGCGGAGCCCCGGCCGGGCGCCUACCGUCCGCCGCACCGCCGGCAGCCGCCCGCGGCCGGCGCCGAGCCGCCGCCUCCCUCACUGCGGCCACCGCCGUACCGGCCGCCCCAGAGGCGGGCGGCGGCGGCCACCGGCGGCGCGGGCGACAAGGAGAAGGAGUGCUCCAGCAGGAGGGACGGCCGGUGCGCCUGUAAAAAGGUGGACCAGCUGCAGCUGCCCGCCUGCGGCGUGCCGGCCGCGCCCAUCAAAGACGAGAUCUGCCCCUUCCACGAGGAGGAGUCGGCUUUCUCUGAGGCUUUAAGGAAGAACCAGGAGCUGGAAUUCGACCGCAAUAGUGAACGAUUCCAGUUCUUGAAGUGGGGCUCCCGGGCGUUCGCCAACAUGCGCGUGGUGCCUCCGGGCUCCGGUAUCGUGCACCAAGUGAACCUCGAGUACCUGGCGCGCGUCGUGUUCGACACGGACGGCCUGCUGCGGCCCGACUCUCUGGUCGGCACCGACAGCCACACGACCAUGAUCAACGGCCUGGGCGUGCUGGGCUGGGGCGUGGGCGGCCUGGAGGCCGAGGCUGCCCUGCUCGGCCAGCCAGUCACCCUGCGGCUGGCAGAGGUGGUCGGCUACAGGAUCACCGGCCAGGUCAACCCGCUGGCCACCGCCACAGACAUCGUGCUCACCAUCACCAAGCAUCUGCGCCAGGUGGGCGUGGCCGGCAAGUUUGUCGAGUUUUUCGGCCCCGGCGUGAGUCAGCUGUCGAUCGCCGACCGGGCCACCAUCUCGAACAUGUGUCCAGAGUACGGCGCGACCGUCGGCUUCUUCCCGGUGGACGAGCGCAGCCUCGACUACCUGGUGCAGACCGGUCGGGACGCGGGCCGCGUGGCGGUGAUGCGCGCCUACCUGUCGGCGGCCGGUCUGCUGCGCGACUACUCGGCUGCCGACCAGGACCCUGCGUUCUCGCAGGUGGUCGAGCUCGACCUGGCCACCGUGGUGCCGUCGGUCAGUGGGCCCAAGCGGCCGCACGACCGGGUGGCCGCCAGCCAGCUGAGGAACGACUUCAUCCGGUGUCUGUCGGCCGAGGUGGGCUACAAGGGUUUCGGCGUGCCCGCGGAGCGGCUGGAGGCGCGAUGCGACAUUCAGUUCGAGGGCGCCACCUACAGUCUGGGCCACGGUUCGGUGGUGAUCGCCGCCAUCACUUCCUGCACCAACACCAGCAAUCCGAGCGUCAUGUUGGGGGCAGGUAUCCUGGCCAAGAAGGCGGUGGAGCGCGGCCUCUCGGUGCCGCCCUGGAUCAAGACGUCGCUCUCGCCGGGCUCCGGCGUGGUCACCCACUACCUGCAGGACAGCGGCGUGCUGCCGUUCCUGCAGCGGCUCGGCUUUGGUAUCGUCGGCUACGGGUGUAUGACCUGUAUCGGCAACAGCGGGCCGCUGCCCCGACCCGUGGUGGACGCCAUUGAGCAGUGUAACCUGGUCUGCUGCGGCGUGCUCUCCGGUAACCGCAACUUCGAGGGCCGCGUCCACCCGCACGUGCGGGCCAACUACCUGGCCUCGCCGCCGCUGGUCAUCGCCUACGCGCUGGCCGGCCGCGUCGACAUCGACUUCGAGACGACGCCCAUCGGCACCUCCCCCGACGGAGAGCCGGUAUAUCUGCGCGACAUCUGGCCCACACGGGAGGAGAUCCAUCAGCUCGAGUCCAAGUCGGUCAUACCGGCCAUCUUCGCCGACGUCUACUCGAAAAUCACCAAAGGUAACGCCAGCUGGAACGCGCUGGAGGUGCCCGACUCGGCCACCUUCCAGUGGAGCGACCGGUCCACCUACAUCCAGAUGCCCACCUUCCUCCAGGGCAUGACGCGGGAUCCGCCGGCGGGGCGGGGCAUUGAGGCGGCGCGCGCUCUGCUGGUGCUCGGUGACGCCGUCACCACCGACCACAUUUCACCAGCGGGCAGCAUCGCACGCACCAGCCCGGCCGCCCGCUACCUCAUCGAGAUGGGUCUGACGCCGCGCCAGUUCAACUCGUACGGCUCUCGGCGCGGUAACGAGGCGGUCAUGGUGCGCGGCACGUUCGCCCACAUCCGACUGGCCAACGGGCUGCUGGCGGCGCCGGGGCCGCGCACCGUCCACCUGCCGUCCGGCGCCGUCCUGGACGUGUUCGACGCCGCCCAGCGCUACCGGCGCGACGGCACGCCGCUCAUAGUGCUGGCCGGAGCCGAGUACGGCUGCGGCAGCUCCCGCGACUGGGCCGCCAAAGGACCCGCACUGCUGGUGAGUCGGGAGGGGACGGCUGUGGGAGACCCGCCGGGACUGGGCCGCCAAGAGACCCACUGCUGUUCAGUCUGGAUGGAGGGAGGGAAGGAACGGGUGCCCCAGAGGCUGUUCAGCCUGGCCCGGGGAAGGGAACCGUCCUGA
Amphibalanus amphitrite is the source of this 3477-nucleotide messenger RNA. Its product is annotated as cytoplasmic aconitate hydratase-like. Bases 397 to 3477 code for a protein of 1026 amino acids. Lineage: Eukaryota; Metazoa; Arthropoda; Thecostraca; Balanomorpha; Balanidae. Gene Ontology annotation, cellular component: mitochondrion; cytosol. Gene Ontology annotation, molecular function: 4 iron, 4 sulfur cluster binding; aconitate hydratase activity. The transcript has 16 exons. The record is from RefSeq and is a predicted model, not a curated record. Gene Ontology annotation, biological process: citrate metabolic process; tricarboxylic acid cycle.